Molecule: messenger RNA, 1374 nt
Organism: Hypoxylon fragiforme
Lineage: Eukaryota; Fungi; Ascomycota; Sordariomycetes; Xylariales; Hypoxylaceae
Exons: 3
Coding region: 1-1263 (420 amino acids)
Source: RefSeq, a predicted model, not a curated record
AUGUCGUCCCUUAUGACUGCAGCCGAGGCUGCCAAAGCCGCUCGAGGCAGAAUGACAGGUUUGCGCGACAGCAAACUGGAGAACCUCGGACCGGAGCUGAAGAACAUAAUCGCCGGCUUCUGCGACGCCAAGUCCGUCAUGAACCUAGCCUUGUCCGGCAUCGUCUUCUACGACCACAUCAAGCGACAAGAGCGACCCAUCAUCAAGGGAAUCCUCGCUUCUCAAAUCGGCGAAGAUGUUUUGCGACUGGCCGCGGCCCGACAAGAGACGUCCGGCUGGAACCGCAUCCACAGCCCACGAUCCGACGAGGAGGACAGUAAAUGUGUCACCCGAGUCAUGGACUGCUACCUCUCUCGCACCAGUCCCUCCCGCGCCAAUACCUUCAGCAUGAGCCUUGGCGACGUCGCGAAACUACAGUCGUUCCAUUCGGUCAUCCUGUAUUACGCUGAUGUCCUGUCCAGCAUUGCCUUGUACGACGCACCUGGCCCUCUUACAGAGUGGCACGCUCAUCUCCCACACCCCAUCAACUGCGUCUCUCCCACCGAGUUUCGCCGCUUUGUUAAGGCCCUGUACAUUUUCGAGCUUGUCGGAAACCUAUUCAAGAAAGAGUACAUGCACGAUGAGGACCCUAACAUGUACGUUGCUAAUCAGGAGUUCUGGGGCCACUUCGCGCCCUGGGAGCAGCAGCAAGUCCGUUGCGUGCAGACCAUACUGCUAAGACAUCUGAGCUAUGUCGUGAAGUCGCCCGUAGAAUCGAACUUCGCCAUCUACCCGGGCCUCGAGAACCUCCAUCGCAACGAGAUAGCCGGCGAUCUGCCGAUGAUGCACCGGGUCUUCCGCGGGUUCCUCGGGGACUUCCAGCUCGGCCGCCGCGCAUGGUACUGCGGGCCCGAAGACCCGUGGUUCGAGCGAUCCCCCAGCGGAUUCUACGUGAGCCUCGACCUCAGCGAGACCCUUGAGAAGUUUGGCGAGGCCGAGACCGGCCCCCAGGACACCUGGCUCUACCUGGAGCUCAAGCCGUACAUGGACCACCGCGCCUUUCACCCCGACGAAGACAUCCACUUCGACUGCUACUGGUGCAUGGCGCGUUGGGGAUAUGUGUUCUGGUCGCGCGACAAGAUCGACUGGUAUGCGCCGUUCGAGAUGCCCACGACCCAGGAGAUGCUGGAUCUGGCGCAGGAUGUCAGGGUGCGCGCGGAUGCAUUUGAGAGAGCUGUCGAGGACCGUAACAAUGGCCCCUGCCUCGGACAUGAAGAGUACUAGGUAGGGACCCGCCUAUGUAUAUGUGUAGCAGCAGCACGGGUGUCAACAUUGAGCUUUCGUAGAGCUCGGGCUGUAAUUACACAUAUCUCGCGCCUUGGCGUUGCUUAGAUG